AUGAAGUUUGGGAAGAGCAUCUGUAUCCUUAAUGUGGGUGGCACAAAAUAUGCGUUCCCUAAGGAUGUGAUAAAGGAUUUCCCUCUGAGUAGAGUGAGCCGUUUGCACAAAUGCGCAUCAGAGAAAGAAGUACUGGAAGUGUGUGACGACUAUGACCGGGAACGGAACGAAUUUUUCUUUGAUAGGCACUCGGAGGCUUUUUGUUUCAUCAUGCUGUACGUGAAGUACGGGAAGCUACGGUUCGUCCCGCAGAUGUGCGAGCUAUCAUUCUAUAACGAGAUGAUUUACUGGGGGCUGGAGAGCUCACACUUGGAGUUUUGCUGCCAGCGGAGACUGGACAAUAGGAUGUCCGAUUCGUACAUUCAUUUCUCCGAGGAGGAAGUCAAACUCGAGGAAGAGUUGAGGGGCGAGAAUUUGGUGACUCGCGUGGUCACGGAGAGAGAGGAGUCCAAGUGGCUGGAGAGAAUGAGAAGUACUUUUGAGGAGCCGACUUCAUCAGUCGCAGCACAAAUAUUGGCCUCAGUGUCCGUUAUAUUUGUUAUAGUGUCCAUGGUGAUGCUUUGUGUGAGUACUUUGCCAGAUUGGAAAACCGCUGAGAACAACAGCGUGGAGGAGCACCAGUACAAUCCAGACUCUUUAGAGCAUCCAUCCGGGUAUCUAUGUCCUAUCUUUUUAUUAUAUAUUUCCAGAUUUCUCCGUUAUUUGAUUGCCUGCGAUGUUGAUACAUGUGUUCAAUGCUCUACUUCUCAAUAGACUUGUAAGGACCACAAGAGUGCACACCGUUUUGUUUCAGCAGCUGUGACAUAGGCCUACCUACAAUAAUUUAGAAUGUAUAUUGUUGUAUUCUGCAUAUAAUACAGUGGAGGCUUGUGGGAGGAGCUAUAGGAGGACGGGCUCAUUGUAAUGGCUGGAAUUAAAGUUAAGGGUUAAGUUUAGGCACUCAUUUUGAAUGGUUAAGGUAAGGGUUAAGGUUUGGCAAUAGAGUUAAAACAUUACAUUAAGUUUAAGCACAUUAAACAUUAAAGAUGCACUAUGCAGACAUGGCUCUGUCAUUUCCAGGUUGCUAAAAUUCGAAUAGUUUGCCUAAUUUCAGUUUAUGUGACAAAACAAGCAAGUAUAGUGUAGAGAAUUAUUGUACCAUCUAAACUGCUGUGAAAUAUGUUUUCCAUAACCAAAAAUAUUGUAUUUUCAGCUGUUUGAAGCUGGUGUACAAAACCGAAAGUAAAAGAUGCAAAAACGAAACUUAAGAACGGGAAGCAUAGAAAUAGCGCAUAUAGAACAGAUCUGAUCGCCCAAAAAGUUUCAUAUUGCAGCUUUAAGUUUAGCACUAAUUCUGAAUGGUUAAGGUAAGGGUUAAGAUUUGGAGUAGGGUUAAAAACCAAGAUUUUCAAACCAGUGAGUCAAAAUGUCACAUUUCUAAGUUAAGGGUUAAGUUUAGGCACUCAUUCCGAACGGUUAAAGUAAGGGUUAAGGUUUUGGAUAGGGUUAAAAUAUAUAAAUAUAUAUAUGUGAUGAGUGUGAUAGAAGGAGUCAGGUGCAGGAAGGUAAUCACAGAAUGCAGAGUUUAUUCCGUCGUACACAAAUAGCGCUGGAUAGCGACAAACGAAACAGGCACAGGGGAAAAUCUACCCUGGUAGGUAACGGUAGAUCUGUGCGUAAUGCCUGCUCUAUAUCCGCGUCCAUCGCCCAUACUACCGGCGCCACAAUGCAGGAGGCUGGGAGUAUGGCAGUGUUGUCUCUGGGCCUCUCCUCUGUGUCAUACAGCCGGGACAGUGCGUCUGCCUUCACGUUCUUUGUACCCGGAAUGUAUGACAGUGUAAAAUCAAACCGGGUGAAGAAUAGGGCCCUCCUCGCUGCCUGGAUGUACUCCAGGUUACGGUGGUCCGUCCAGAUGAGGAAAGGGUGUUUCGCCCCUUUGAGCCAAUGCCUCCACACGGUCAAUGCUCGGACAACAGCCAACAGCUCCCGAUCACCAAAGUCGUAGUUCUGCUCCGCCGGGCUGAGCUUCUUUGAGAAGAAGGCACAGGGGUGGAGCUUGGGUGGCGUGCCCAAGCGUUGAGACAGGACAGCGCCUAUCCCUACCUCGGACGCAUCCACCUCCACUAUGAAUGUUAGUGAUGGAUCGGGGUGGGCCAGUACCGGGGCUGAGGUGAACAGACCCCGCAGUUUGCUGAAGGCCAGGUCAGCCUCAGCAGACCAGCGGAGCCGGGACGGCCCACCCUUCAACAGGGAUGUAAUGGGAGCUGCGACCUUGCCAAAGCCCCGGAUAAACCUCCGAUAAUAGUUGGUGAAGCCAAGGAAGCGCUGCACCUCCUUAACCGUGGUUAGAGUCUGGCCAAUUACGCACGGCUGAAAUGCGAUCUCCCUCCAUCUCCACACCUGUGGUAGUAAUACGGUAUACGAGGAAGGAGACGGACUUCUGGAAAAACAGACACUUUUCUGCCUUGGCAUAAAGGUCAUUUUCCAACAGUUGGGCCAGCACUUUGUGAACCAGGGACACAUGCUCGGCGCGCGUAGCAGAAUACACCAGGAUGUCAUCGAUGUAGACCACCACACUGCGACCAAGCAUGUCCCGAAACACCUCGUUCACAAAGGACUGGAAGACGGAUGGAACAUUCAUCAAACCGUAGGGCAUCACCAGGUAUUCAUAAUGCCCCGUGGUUGUGCUGAAUGCUGUCUUCCACUCAUCCCCCCCCCCCCCCCCGAACACGCACCAGGUUGUAUGCACUCCUGAGAUCUAAUUUGGUGAAGAAGCGUGCCCCAUGCAUUGACUCAAUCACUGAAGGAAUGAGGGGGAGAGGAUAACUAAAUCUAAUAGUCUCCUUGUUCAGUGAUCGAUAAUCAAUGCACGGGCGCAGACCGCCGUCUUUCUUCUUCACAAAGAGGAAACUCGAGGAGGCGGGUGAAGUGGAGGGACGUAUAUACCCCUGGUCCAGGGACUCUGUUGCCCAUUGCCUCCGUUUCAGCCUGCGACAGGGGGUACACAUGACUCCUGGGAGGUACAGCGUCUACCCGAAGGUUUAUCGCGCAAUCCCUCGCCCAAUGAGGUGGUAAUUUUGUCACCUGUGUCUUAGAAAAUGCGUGCACCAGAUCAUGGUAUUCGGGGGAAAUGCGCACGGUGGAGGUACCGUCUGGACUUUCCACCGUGGUUGCACCAACGGAAACACCUAGACACCUACCCUGACACUCUCGCGACCACCCUGUGAGAACCGUCUGCGGCCAUGAGAAGGUGGGGUUGUGGAGUGCUAGCCAAGGGAUACCUAAUACCUCAGGGAAAGCAGGAGACUCAAUAAUCGAAAAGUAACCUGCUCACAAUGAGUCUCCUGGGUGAUCAUGGUGACUGGUACAGUGACUUCCUUUACAAACCCGGAUCCUAAUGGUCGACUAUCAAGUGCUCUGAUGGGGAGUGGAAUGGAUAGGGGAACCAAAGAAAAGCCUUGACGGCGUGAGAAUGCCCUGUCCAUAAAGUUCCCAGCUUCGCCUGAAUCGACUAGCGCCUUACACUGGGGAACUACCAUGUGAUCGGGAAAGUGGAUAGGUAGGGUACAGUGCGCAGCAGAGGGCUCUGAACGAGUGUGGGUGUUCGAUACCUGGGGUGAUGCAAGAGUGCCCUGCCUGCCGCCUCCAGGCCCAAAAGAGCGUUGACUACGACGUGUGGUGUACUGUCCCUUCGUGCCACCAGAGUGGCACUGUCGCUGUCGUAAUCCACUCUCUCGGAUGGCGGCUCUACCCAGCUCCAUCUGCUCGGGAUCCGAGUCGUCCGGGGUGGAAACGGGCAGACCCUACCAGGACGUCCUCUGGCUGCCAGCAGGUUGUCCAAACGGAUGGACAUGUCCACCAGUUUUGUGAAAGACAACAUGGUGUCCCGGCAGGCUAGCUCCCGUCGGACGUCCUCCCACAGAUGGCACCGGAAAUGGUAGAUCUGGGCCCGCUCGUUCCACCCGGCCCCGCUGCCAGAGUCCAAAACUCCAACGCGAAGUCCUGCGCAGUCCUCAUCCCCUGCCUCAGGUGGACCAGCCGCUCGCCCGCUACUCGACCCUCGAAAGAGUCGAGCAAACUCCCCGUAGUCCUCCUUCGUUCCAAACCGCGUUGGCCCACUCCAGGGCUUUCCCCGAGAGGCAGGAAACGAGGACGGACAUCUCCCGCUACGAUGGUGCCGGCUUGAUGCUGGAGAAGUAAAGCUCCAGUUGGAGGAGGAAUCCUUGGUAGAGCGCCGCCGUCCCGUCGAACGCCCGUGGUCGGGAUAUCUGGUUCCCUCCGGGUGCUGGGGUGUAGGUGGCUGUAUCCGGUUGGCCAGCUUGUCUUGACAGAUCGGGUCCUCUCCUCUCCAGGCUUUGGACGACCUGAAGAACCCGAUCCAUCGCAUCCCCCAAGUUGGCCAGCAUCGUGGAAUGCUCCUGGACCCGUGCCACGACUCCAGGCAUGCUCUCUUCUCCCGCUGACUCCAUAUUCGGGUGGGUGAUUCUGUGAUAGAAGGAGUCAGGCGCAGGAGGGUAAUCACCGAAUGCAGAGUUUAUUCCGUCGUACACAAAUAGCGCUGGAUAGCGACAAACAAAACAGGCACAGGGGAAAAUCUACUCUGGCAAUACAAGGUAACGGUAGCUCCAACAAUAACAGGCACAGGGGAAAUAUCUACCCCGGCAAUAACAAUGUACGAGUAGCUCCACCGAGCUACACUACUCUCACAAAUAAACAAUCACCCACAAGGACAAGUGGGGCAGAGGGAACACUUAUACAUGGACUAAUGAGGGGAUAAGAACCAGGUGUGUGUAAUUAACAAGACAAGACAAAUGGAAUGAUGAUACAUGGAGCGGCAGUGGCUAGUAAGCCGGUGACGACGAACGCCGAAGCCUGCCCAAACAAGGAGGGGAGGCAGCCUCGGCGGAAGUCGUGACAAUAUAUUUUUUUUGUCCAUGAUUGGGAUCAAACACGCAACCUUCUAAUCCAGAGUCAUGGAAUUACGCCUGUCCACAAUGCCAUAGCAAAACCCAAGCCAUCUUAAUGGUAAUAGUGCACACUGUUGCCCCUAUGGCUGGUUUUGAAGGCAUUUCCCGAUGUCCUCAGGACAUGGAUAGACGUCCAAUUGCGACGUCAAUCUGAAAAGAACAAUAGGGUAAACUGUUAUUGCCUGUCUUGUUAAAAAAAAAGUAACGCUCUUUAUAGGCCUACUUUCAACGCAUUUUUCUGCAAAGGGUGGGUAAAUUGUGUUUACUCUCCACGACACCACUGGGGCUACCAUUUAGUAGUCCGCGACAAUGCCAUUUCUAAGCAACAUAAGCGGCCACUAGGGGGCCCCCAACCAAAUGUUAGGAAAGAAAGUAUGUAUAUAUAUAUAUAUAUUUUAUAUACUACUAUUAUUUUUUAGAAGCCAGUCAGGGUCUCAACUUACUGUUAGUUAGGAUAGUGGAAUCCUGUGCAAUUUCUAAAUUUGGUAGUGCAUCAGCAGUUUUCCUCUUGGUAUGUAAUUCACUGACAGUCACUCAAUUAGCCCAUGUCAGCUUAAAUUUUAUAGAUUGCUAGGUAAAUUGGUCUAGCCAGCUAUCUAAACCUUGUAGUAAUCGUGGCCGAAUUACUGACGUGCCCAGGGGCCCUGACCACCAGGGGGUACCCAUUGAUUUAGUUAGUUAUUCUCACUCAGAUACAGUAUCAAAUGAACACGGCAUAAGUCAUGGCAAACUGUGUAGAAUUGCGAAAUGUUCCCAAAAUGUCUAAUUAUUAUUAUUAUAGAACUGCAGGAAAUUAGCAUUAAAACUGCUACAUUUUAUCUCCAUACCAUGGCAAAAUGUGUAGAGCUGCACAUUUUUCUCUCCACUGCCAAGAGGGGGGCCACUAAAAUGUUUUGGCCGUGAGCUAGAAACGGCCCUGGUCCCCGACCACAUGGUCUCCUGGCAACAGAUUGUAUGAGCCCCUGUGGGGAAGGGGGCAGAGGAGGAGCUGAAUGUUUAUCAAAGUUAAAUGUCAAGGGAGCUUCUGGUCUGAUCUUACCAAGUGAACAACACAUUUCAUGUGCCAAAGUCUCCAUUUUGUGUGUUGGCCAAUUGUCAUUACGGACACUUAAAGGUGUUCAUUCUAAAUGUUAAUUGCCAGAAGCACCACUGUCCCUUGCACUAUUGUCAUUUUUGUCAUGCAUUUUAUCUUUCAGCACUAACACAUGUUUACAGUGAAAAAGUUAGAUUAAGGCAGUAAAUGUAAAUGAGUUGUGACUGUCUCGGCUCCCUUUUUGGAUGAGCGCGUAUGUAUCGGUAGCUGUCCAAGGUACUGAUUUUAGUGGUAGCCUACUAUAAUAAUAGUCAGGACCUGUCCACAGUGCUGAUUUCAGGUAGAGUACGCUUACCAUUGUCAUAGGAGAGACAGAUAAAAUUAAUGAUGUAUUGCUGUUUCUUGGUGUCAGUUUCAUGUCUACUUUUUUUAAAGAUACUUUUGAUGUUUUGAAGGAGAUCAGAACAUGAAUCAAUCAAAUUUAGCCAUUUAUCAAUACAUAUAACUGUGUCAGCCAAUACUUUUGUCCAUUUGUCUACAGAGCUGUUUGUCAUCCCUUUCUUGUCUGCUCUCACUCUGCUCUUUAACCUGUGUGUCUGUCUGUCUUGUAUCCAUGACUGCCACGCGGACCGCUCUCAAGGUAUUGGUACCUGAAAGGCACCCAACACCAUCAGUGUGUGUGUGUGUGUGUGUGUGUGUGUGUGUGUGUGUGUGUGUGUGUGUGUGUGUGUGUGUGCAGUUGUAGGUAAUGCAGGUAGGUAUUGUUCUAAGCCAAUGGUGGGAGGUUAUGGUUAUACCUGAUUUGUUUCCCUUUUAAAUGGGCAAAUGUUUUAUUUAAGUGAGCAUGACGUCACAAAUGCUAGUUGUCCCAAGGUAAUACAGUAAAGGGUACUCCCAUUCUACACAAGCAACUUAGGAUGUACUGAGCCCUUGCACCGAGCCCUCACUUCAAUGCAAAUGACAAUAGUUUCUAUUUGGUCAAAGUGUAUUUUUUGUCAGCAUAUAAUUGACCCAAGGCAAGAAUUCUUUAUGUAUAGCAUGUUGGGGGGAAAUGACUAAUUGAUGAUAUCAACAGUGACCCCUAAACAUCACCACACAAUAAUUAUGUGAGAUUAUUCAGUGUAUAAUUUAUAUUUGGACAAUAUGAAUAACAUCUGUAUCAAUAUUGCAUUGAGGUAGGUCAUAAUUUAUGAGCCUUUUAGGUGUCUGGAUUCAUUUAUAUCAGCAUUUGACAAUAGCAUAUGUUGUUGGAUUAAACUGUAACUGGCUUUUGAAUGGCUGACUACAAUCCCUCAUUACAGCCCUACUUCUACUCUGAUCCUUUGUGGCAGCCUGUCCUCCCCCUCUCUAAACCUAAUAGGCAUGCUCAGGGCUCAGCCUCAACCAGGUCUACCUUGUCUAUAAUUCAUGGUAUAAUCAAGGGGAAAAGAAGCAUCUCUGAUCAGUAUGCUUCUACCAUCCUCUUGCCCUGGAGUAUACGCACUGAUCUGCAAUACAUAUGUCUUUAAAGUCCAGGCCCAUGAAUGGUCUCAGAAUCAAAUGAAAAUCAAAAAUGUGCAUGCUACUAUGAUUUGGCAUUUGCUGCUGUUGUAUGUUUUCAAAUGAAUUCACUUGUGAACAUUGUAAAUUAUCAUGUGAUUACGUCAAUGUCUGAGGGUUAUUUCUCACUAUGUAGCAAAAUUAAUAAGGCAAAGUAUGGUGCCCAAAUAUAAUACUUUAAAUUACAACCUGACUUAAAAUAUCUUCUGCAUGUUCUGGAAUUAAAAAGUUCAGGUGGUCAGGUUGGGAAAUUACAACAGGAUUAUGAUGUGAAAAUGACCAGGAUUACGAUGUGAAAAUGUUAGAAUAUCAAGAAUCAAUUUAUUGCAUCAAAAUGUAAGAGCGUCCAUAAGUCAUAUCCCGCUGGGCACAGACUUCAGUUCAACGUCUAGUUGUCAACUAUUGUGAAUUUAACGUGAAAUCAGCAAAAAAAAUUCACCAUGUCAUUGGAUUUAGGUUAAAAGUUGAAAUGCCCUUAUGUUGAUUACUUUUUGCAACUCCAAUCAGUUUUCCACAUUGAUUCAACAUCAUCACAUACAUUUUUUUGGGUUGAAAUUACGUGGAAACAACGUUGAUUCAACCAGUUUUUACCCAGUGGGAUGGCUCCAAGACUAUAGCUUACCAGGUGUUUGUGAGUGAAGCUUUAUGAGUUAUCAAUGUAGUGAGAUUGAAGCCUUUUAUGAGUCACUGGUCAAUCAAGACCCACUAUCAAUACAGUAAACCAGUGUUGUAUAAGUGAUUGACAGCACCCUUCUUCAAUAGAACACUCUCGCACUGCUCCUAAAUUCUUAGAAAAAAGGGUUAAUAAAAGGGGUCUCAGGUUUUCCCUGUAGACCAGUGUUUCCCAACUCCAGUCCUCCAGUAUCCCCAACAGCACACAUUUUAGUUGUAGCCCCGGACAAGCACACCUGAUUCAACUUGUAACUAAUCAUCAAGCCCUCAAUGAGUUGAAUCAGGUGAGUUUGUCUGGGGCUACAACAAAAAUGUGUGCUGUUGGGGGUAUCCGAGGACUGGAGUUGGGAAACUGCUGUGUAGGCGAACACCUUUUUUGGUUCCAAAACAUUUUCACCCAACAAAUAAGCCCUAACCCUCAAUAAACCAUUUAAGAACCCUUCAGUGAAAAGGUUCUACCUGAAACCAAAAUGGGUUCUACGUAGAAACUUUUAUUUUGUAAGAGUAAUGUCUGCAGUCCAUUGCUUGUAGAUAUACAGUGGUGUGUAGACCUAUAGUGGAAUCUCCAGCUCUCCUGCUCGCGGUAACUCUGCCUGGUUCUCCCUCCCACAGGAUCAUCGAGGCUGUGUGUAUCGGCUGGUUCACCGCCGAGUGCAUCGUGCGCUUCAUCGUGUCGCGGGACAAGUGUGAGUUUGUCAAACGGCCCCUCAACAUCAUCGACCUACUGGCCAUCACACCCUACUACAUCUCCAUCUCCAUGACCAUGCUGACAGGGGAGAACUCCCAGCUUCAGCGGGCGGGCGUCACCCUGCGUGUCCUGCGCAUGAUGCGCAUCUUCUGGGUGAUCAAGCUGGCCCGUCACUUCCUGGGCCUGCAGACUCUGGGGCUGACGCUGAGUCGCUGCUACCGGGAGAUGGUGAUGCUGCUGCUGUUCAUCUGUGUGCCCAUGGCCAUCUUCAGUGCUCUAGCCCAGCUGCUGGAGCAUGGCCUGGACCUGGAGUCGCCCAACGAGGACUACGCCAGCAUCCCCGCCGCCUGCUGGUGGGUUAUUAUCUCCAUGACCACUGUGGGCUAUGGAGACAUGUACCCCAUCACUGUGCCUGGGCGAGUGCUGGGUGGCCUGUGCGUGGUGAGCGGCAUCGUGCUCCUGGCGCUGCCCAUCACCUUCAUCUACCACAGCUUUGUGCAGUGCUACCAUGAGCUCAAGUUCCGCUCGGCCCGCUGCACACGGAGCCUGUCAGCAGAGUUUCUCAACUGA
Molecule: messenger RNA, 9448 nt
Organism: Coregonus sp. 'balchen'
Lineage: Eukaryota; Metazoa; Chordata; Actinopteri; Salmoniformes; Salmonidae
Source: the annotation of a GenBank genome assembly